This is a messenger RNA of Capsicum annuum, 1132 nucleotides long. RefSeq names its product probable glutathione S-transferase. Bases 29 to 694 code for a protein of 221 amino acids. Gene Ontology annotation, biological process: glutathione metabolic process. Gene Ontology annotation, cellular component: cytoplasm. Gene Ontology annotation, molecular function: glutathione transferase activity. The record is from RefSeq and is a predicted model, not a curated record. The transcript is spliced from 2 exons. NCBI's taxonomy places the organism in Eukaryota, Viridiplantae, Streptophyta, Magnoliopsida, Solanales, Solanaceae.
UAUUCCAAUUUUUUUAUUUUUUUUUUGAAUGGAAAAAGUGAAAUUAAUAGGUACUCCUUUUAGUUUUUUCACAUAUAGAGUUAUUUGGGCAUUAAAGUUAAAGGGAAUAAAUUAUGAGUACAUAGAUGAAGACAUGUCGGAAAAAAGUUCUUUGUUAAUGAAAUACAAUCCAAUUCACAAGAAAGUCCCUGUGUUAAUUCAUGGUGACAAGACAAUUUGUGAGUCCAUGGUCAUCGUUGAAUAUAUCGAUGACACGUGGCAACUGAAUCCAUUGCUUUCGACCGACCCAUAUUAUCGAGCCAUGGCUCGAUUUUGGGUUACAUAUAUUGAAGAAAAGUCAAAUAGUACAUGGAAUGUAUUUUGCAACAUUGGAGAAGAGCAACAAAAUGCCAUAAAGGAGAGCCUUGAAAUGUUUAAAACCAUAGAGGAAAAUGCUUUGGGAGAAAACAAUAAGUUAUUUGGUGGUGAAAAUAUUGGAAUUGUUGACAUAGCUUUUGGAGGUUAUGCUCAUUGGUUGGAAAUUAUUGAAGAAAUUGUUGGAGUGAAAUUACUUGAUCCUCAUAAUUUUCCUAAACUCAACAAAUGGAUCAAAAAUUUCAAACAAGUUCAAGCAAUCAAAGAUAAUUUGCCUAAUCAUGAUGAGAUGUUAGUGUACAUGAAGAAUGCUAGAGAAAAGAUGUUAGCAUCUCCGUAAUCAGAGGCGGAGUCAGGAUUUCUGCUGAGGGAUUCAAAAUCUGAAGAAAAAUUCAUCGGGUUCAAUAUCUACAAUAUAUAUAUAUAUAUACAUAAAAAUCAUUUUACUCAUGUAUUAAUUUUCUGUUGAAGGGGGUUCGGACGAACCCCCUACUACUAGGAUGGCUCUGCCUUGGUUCGUAACGAGACAAGUUCGUACGUUGAGUAUGAAGUUGUUUUUGUUAGAGAGCAAUUUACAUCUCUGUGGAACUUUUUCAUGAAUCUGAAUUGAAUUAGUCGGAUGGGGCGAAUCUAGUGUGAUGGUUUUUAGAUCAUGUAUUUCAAUAAUUGUAUAAGAAUCUUUGGCUUGGAACCUAGUCCAUUAGUUUGAUUAUUAUUGUAAAGUGUAAAAUGUAUUAAUUUGAGAUUGUUAUAAGAACUUAUAAAUUUAAAAUUUUAG